Molecule: messenger RNA, 1042 nt
Organism: Alligator mississippiensis (American alligator)
Lineage: Eukaryota; Metazoa; Chordata; Crocodylia; Alligatoridae
Gene: USF2
Product: upstream transcription factor 2, c-fos interacting
Biological process (GO): regulation of transcription by RNA polymerase II
Molecular function (GO): DNA-binding transcription factor activity, RNA polymerase II-specific; RNA polymerase II cis-regulatory region sequence-specific DNA binding
Source: RefSeq, a predicted model, not a curated record
CCACGUCCCAUUCCCGCCGCCCCGGGCUCGCCCCCCCGCCCGCGCCGCCAUUGUUGCAACGUUCCAUCCGGUGCUCGCGGCGGCGGCUGCUGGGCGCUUCCUCCCCCCCCGCCCCCCCCGCCGCACCCUCCUCUUCCUCCUCCCUCCCCCUCCCCCCCGCCGCCGCCGCCGCCGCCGCCAGUGCCGCCGCCCGCCCGUGUCCGCGCCCGCCCGCCAGCCCGGGCCCCCCCCGCCCCGCGCGCCCCCGGCAAGAGCAGCAGCAGGAGGAGGAGGAGGAGGAAGCGGCCCGGCCGGGAGGAGGGCGGGAGGCGGGAGGGGGGCUCGGCGCUCGCCCUCCCCCCUCACAUGACCCGGGUGUUUGUCCCCGUGAUCAGCGCUCCGGCUCCCGGGUGCCCGCGCCAGCCCCGGGCCCCCCCCUCCCCUCCCCCGCCCCCCCCCGGCCCCCGCCGCUGAGGGGGGUCCCCCCCCUUCCCCUCCCCCCUCCCCUCCCCCCCCAUGGACAUGCUGGACACGGCCUCCGCCUCCGCUGCGCCCAGCCACGAGAAAGGACAAGAAGCUGAGGAGGGAGUAGAACUGCAGGAAGGGGACGGUAGCACCGCGGACGAGCAGACUGCCGUGGCUAUCGCCAGUGUCCAGCAAGCGGCGUUCGCUGACCAUAACAUCCAGUACCAGUUUCGCACAGAGAACAAUGGAGGACAGGUGACGUAUCGCGUGGUCCAGGUGACGGACAGUCAGCUGGAUGGACAGACCGAUGCUGCUGGGGCCGUCAGCGUUGUCUCGACUGCCGCCUUCACUGGAGGGCAGCAGGCCGUGGCCCAGGCCGUGAUCCAGAACCCGUUCAGCAAUGGCGGGAGCCCAGCGGUUGACGUGGGUCAGGGGGAGGCUCGCUUCGCCUACUUCCCCGCCUCCUCCGUGGGCGACACCACCGCUGUGUCCGUUCAGACCACAGACCAAUCCCUGGACACAGGCUGGAGGUGAGCCCCACCCCCAGCCCCUGUAACUCAGACACCCAGGACAUAGCAGGGAGAAACCCACUUGCUGG